Messenger RNA from Coccomyxa subellipsoidea C-169, 585 nucleotides. RefSeq names its product FAS1 domain-containing protein. Gene Ontology annotation, biological process: cell adhesion; extracellular matrix organization. Gene Ontology annotation, molecular function: cell adhesion molecule binding. The coding region runs from base 1 to 585 and encodes 194 amino acids. The transcript has 5 exons. Gene Ontology annotation, cellular component: extracellular matrix. NCBI's taxonomy places the organism in Eukaryota, Viridiplantae, Chlorophyta, Trebouxiophyceae, Coccomyxaceae. The record is from RefSeq and is a predicted model, not a curated record.
AUGGCAAAGGCAAUCUUCCUCCUCGUUGCUGCGCUCGCCAUCACCGCCGUCUCUGCGGGAAAUGGACGUACUCUGCUCCAGCAGAAGACAGUCACCCAGACAGCUCAGGCCACCCCAGCCCUGUCCACACUGGUCGCUGCCCUCACCAAGACAGGCCUUGCAGAUGUGCUGAACGACCCCAACCUGGUGGCGACUGUGUUUGCGCCCACCAACGAUGCAUUCGUGGCGCUUGAGAAGAGCCUGGGCUACACCCAGGAGCAGCUCCUCAACUCUGCCAUCCUCAAGCCCACCCUCCUCUACCACGUCGUCCCCAAGGUUGCUGCACAGUCUUCCAGCCUGACCGACAACCAGGUGCUGGCCACCGACCUGCCAGGCCAGAGCCUGACUGUCUACCUCAAGCCUUCAGGCGUUGUCAUCUCUGGUGUCCAGACUGCUGCCAAUGUCACCCAGGCCAACAUUGUCGCCAGCAAGGCUAUUGUGCACGUGGUCGACACUGUGCUGCUCCCGGCCCAGUAUGCUCUCAACGGAGCCCCUGCACCGGCCCCUGCUAUGAUGGGAGCUAUGGCGCCCUCAGCUAUGGGCUAA